Molecule: messenger RNA, 2238 nt
Organism: Symbiodinium sp. CCMP2592
Lineage: Eukaryota; Dinophyceae; Suessiales; Symbiodiniaceae
Source: the annotation of a GenBank genome assembly
AUGUAUGUGGAGGACCCAGUUGAGGGUUUACCUGCAGGCAGUAAUGAGCCGGAGCCAGUGCAUCUUUGUAAAGUAUGUGCUUCUGAUGAUCCUGGAGUGGAGCUUGGGGGGCUUACACGGGCCUCAAACUUGUUGGUCGAGGAGGAGGGCAAUGCUGGCCUCCGUUGUGAUCUGGAGGAGAAUGUAGAAUACUGGGCUUCGAGGGGGUUGUAUGAUAUCCCUAAACUCAACAAACUGGAGCCUGAGUAUGUGACCGGCAUCGAGGACAUCAUCACCCAUGCGGUUGAAACCAAGACCCCUCUGAGACACACCUACAAUGUGAGCUUCAAGGAAGCCAAGGCGGUGAUCACCAAAUGGCAGCCCUCAAUCGUUAAGGAGCUUGGAGUUGUUGAGCGUGGGUUCAAGAGAAUCACUACAAGGGAUGUUGCCAAGCUCAAGGAGACAACCACUGUGCAGGAGCUCCCGUCGAAGCUGGUGUACACCGUGAAGCCUCCGGCUGGUGAUCUUGCGGCUUCUGCGGUUUCGGAAGCAGAUGAGGCAGCUUACUGCAAAAGAAAGGCCAGAAUAGUUUGCUGCGGCAAUUACGCCGACGCGGACCAGGAGGAAUUGUUUGCAGGGGGCGCUGCCGCGGAGAGUUUGCGAUGCGCGCUCACCUACACCGCGCAUCGUCAGUGGCGAUCGGGAAUCACCGAUGUCACCGGAGCGUUCAUGCUGACUCCGCUGCCAACAGGACCUGGUCAAGUGGUGUAUAUCAUCAGACCACCAGCGGCCUUGAUCCAGCUGGGUUUGGCCACCGAAGACGAAAGGUGGCAGCUCACGCAUGGAAUGUACGGACUCCGUCAGAGUCCUAAGUUAUGGGCGGCUUUCAGAGAUGGCGAGAUUACCAAGAUGACGAUCAGCCACCUGGAAAAAAGAUGGACCAUGAAAAAGGGAGUUGCAGAGCCCAACCUAUGGCUACUUUAUGAAGUCGAUGGACCGACCGAUCAGGAGCCAGCUGGGCUCAUUCUGCUGUAUGUGGACGAUAUCCUACUAUGUGGCCCACUUUGGUUGGUGCAAGCCGUUUCGUCCUCGAUCAGGGGUGUGUGGAAGGCUUCCGAGCUUGACCUGUUGGAUGUUGAUCAUGAAAUCAGGUUCCUUGGUUGUGAAAUCGCGGUCAGUGAAGACUACAGCGCGAUCUACAUCCACCAGAGGCCGUAUAUUGAGGAGAUCCUCCGGCAGUAUGCCACACCGGAGACUGAGCAGUCUCCGAUCCAGGCACCGAAGGAGCUGGUGACGUUCGAAGCUUAUGAUGGAGAGUCGGCUGGAACAGAGGAUGAAAUUAAACGGGCCCAAAAGGCCUGUGGAGAACUCCUCUGGAUUGCCCAACGGAGUCGACCUGACAUCUCCUACGUUGUGUGUGCCAUGGGCUCUCUGUUGACGCGGGCCGCUCCGCGCUGUCUUGAAAUAGCACGGAGAUUGCGCUCUUACUUACAGCGCACCAAGAACCUUGCCCUGGCCUUGCGACCGGUCCGGGAAGGCUUUUCGGUUUACACGGACAGCUCCUUUGCCCCAGAGGGUGCAAAGAGCCACUCUGGCCUGGUGGCCGUGUGGUUGGGAGCACCAAUUUGCUGGCGUUCGGCACGCCAGCCGUUCGUCUGCCUGAGCACGGCAGAAUGCGAGUUACUUGCAGCCACCGAAGGGCUGAUCAUGGGCAAGAGUAUCGUCUCGGUGAUCAACGAGAUGUUUGAGACGAAUCACAUCACGGUCCAUGUCGACAACCAGGCGGCCGUGACAAUCGCCAAGCCGACGUCGUCGGCAUCUUGGCGUACCCGCCAUUUACGAGUUCGGGCCUCCUACAUCCAUGAGCAGGUGGAGCUGGGACAAGUGUCUGUCGAAUACGUUCAAGGAAAGCAUCAGUGGGCCGAGAAAGCUAUGGUCAAGAUGAUGGUGAUGUGCAUGAUGAUUCAGACUUCUCGGGCACAGGAGGAGGAACCCCUGGCAUUAACAGCCUCCUUGGACAUCUACGUGAUGGUGAUUAUCUUGGGGAUAGCUGUUGUGGCGGCUUGGGAGUUCUUAUGGUGGUGUGUUGAUCACUGCUGUGGGGAAGUGAGACCUUCGAGAGGAGCGCGACGGUUGCGGAACCUACAGGAGACAAUCCAGCGCGAGAUUGAGCUCCAAAUGGCUGAGAGGCAAGUGCCACCCACACCGCUACCGGAGACGCCGUUGGCAUCACCAACUUCGGACCUCGACGGCGACUAG